Messenger RNA from Pieris macdunnoughi, 213 nucleotides. Lineage: Eukaryota; Metazoa; Arthropoda; Insecta; Lepidoptera; Pieridae. The record is from the annotation of a GenBank genome assembly.
AUGGGUGCACGAUGGGAGCGAUGGAAACGAGCACUAUUCAUUUACCUCGAAGCGUCUAACAUUGACGAAGACGUAAAGAAAAGGGUCUCUCUUCUACAUUGCGGCGGGCUAGACUUACAGGAAGUGUUUUACAACAUUCCUGGAGUUAGCUCCGUCGAACCAACUGAAGGCAAAGACGUGUUUGAAGUAGCAAUAUCUAAACUUGAUGCCUAG